Messenger RNA from Diaporthe batatas, 2311 nucleotides. Its product is annotated as U2 snRNP complex subunit CUS1. Gene Ontology annotation, cellular component: nucleus; U2-type spliceosomal complex; precatalytic spliceosome. The record is from RefSeq and is a predicted model, not a curated record. Lineage: Eukaryota; Fungi; Ascomycota; Sordariomycetes; Diaporthales; Diaporthaceae. Gene Ontology annotation, biological process: mRNA splicing, via spliceosome. The transcript is spliced from 2 exons. Bases 192 to 2021 code for a protein of 609 amino acids.
CUUACUGUGGCAGCUGCAAAUCCACCCGCAGCCUUGGCGCGAACUUUCCAGCACGCAAGCUGUCGACGUCGUCCCGCCCAAACUGCCCACAACACGCCCGACCAGGCUCAGACCUCGCAGAGCAGUCCAAAUCUACCCACGCGCUUGAUCGGUCAGGCUCGUUGCCAUAGACGGCCACUGUCCCGUUCAAGAUGGCUGCCCCAAAGAUGAGCAAGAAUCAAAUGCGCCGUGCCAAAAAGAAGGAGCAAAAGAAGGCCCAACCCGUGACUGCCACAAAGCCCGCCGAGAGCAACGACGGCCCCGCGAAUGGACAGGAAGGGCCCAGUAGCGAGGAUGCCAUUCCCAAGACAGACGACCUAGAGGUGAAGCAAGACCCUACCGUGCAAAAUGCCGCUCCGACCGAUGGGCCCGUCGAUGUUGCCCUUGACGACGAAGACCCAGCAUUUGCCGAGUACAAGGACAUUUUUCAAAAGUUCGGCCCGGCGCUGGAUGAGACCGAAGUUCAGCGAGAGGCAAACGCUGGCAAUAAGGGUGAUGUCUUCUUUGACCAGGACGACGACAUACCCAGCGAGGAGGAGCAGAGCGGGCAACAGAAAAUGUCCAAGAAGAAGAGGAAGAAGCUUCACAAGCUCUCUAUCGCCGAGUUGAAAGCCCUUGUUCGAAACCCCGAGGUUGUCGAGUGGCAAGACCCAUCGUCCUCGGAUCCGCGACUCCUGGUCCAGAUAAAGGCGCAACGGAAUGUCGUGCCGGUUCCUGGCCACUGGUCACUGAAACGAGAGUACCUCUCCAGCAAAAGGGGAAUCGAGAAGCCUCCCUUCAAGCUGCCCAAGUUCAUCUCGGACACCGGCAUUACCGAGAUGCGCGAUGCGGUCCUGGAGAAACAGGCCGACCAGACAAUGAAGCAGAAACAACGAGAAAGGGUACAGGGUAAGAUGGGGAAACUCGACAUCGACUACCAGAAACUAUACGACGCCUUCUUUCGAUUCCAGACAAAGCCAGACUUGACACGCUUCGGGGAUCUGUACCACGAGGGCAAGGAAUGGGAGGCCGAUUAUAGGUACUUCAAACCCGGCGAGAUCAGCGACUCUCUCCGGGAUGCUCUGGGUAUGCAGCCAGGAUUCCCGCCGCCAUGGCUCUUGCAGCAACAGCGAGUUGGACCUCCCCCAUCAUAUCCUCUCCUCAAGAUACCUGGCCUCAACGCUCCUCUGCCAGCUGGGGCGUCCUGGGGUUUCGGUCCCGGACAGUGGGGCAAGCCGCCUGUCGACGAGUACAACCGGCCGAUAUACGGAGGAGACAUAUUCGGCGUCACGGCCGGAAAUCCCGGGGCUCAAGCACAAAUGCAAGUCGCGCAGCCACAAGCAGAGCCCGUGGAUCGCACACUCUGGGGCGAACUCAAACCACCAGAGGAAUCAGAAGAAGAAGAAGAGUCUGACGAAGAAGAAGAGGACGAUGACGAGGAGGAGGAUCCCGAUGUUCCAGGUGGCCUCCAGACUCCCGGUGGACUCCAGACUCCUGGCGGUCUCAACAGUUCCAUACCAACCGAGUAUGGUGCACCGGGUGGGGUUGAGAGCAGCAUGGCGGGCGAAUUCGAUCUCAGGAAGCAGCGCCGUGGUUAUGAGACGGAAGAAAAUGCCGGACCACGCUCCGCCUACCAGGUCGUCCCGGAGAGACAAGCGCGCGCCGAGGGCUUCUUUGGGAGCGAUAGGGUGUAUGACCUUUCCAAGAACAAGACAGGCGUACCCAUUCUGGGCCAGGAUGAUGAGACUCGCAAACGAAAGAAGCCAGGUGAUGUGGACGUUGCUCUUGACCCAGAGGCUCUUGCAAGCCAUGACGGUAUAAGUAAGGAUGAGCUGCGCAAGAGGUUUGAGGAGGGUCGUAGAGAGGAUGCGAUUGGAAAGCAAUGGCAGUAUGAUGACGACCUCAGCGAAAUGAUUGCGCAGGAGAGUCGAAAGAGAGUAAAACGGGAUGAAGAGAAGCGCGGUGGUGGAGACAAGAAGAAGGAUGCCAAAUACCGCUUCUAGUUACUGACAAAUUACGGUCUCUUCUGAGAUGCAUCACACCGAUCACAUCAUAGCAGACAAGUCAGUUCAUAAGAAACCAGGUGCAUUUGACUAGAAUCAACUACUCGCAGCCCUCUACAUCCUGUGGAGGUAGCCAACUUUACCUAGCUUAUUGGUUUUAUUCUAGCUUCCAGGUUGUAAGAUACUUUAGGAAUAAGAGGGACUAUAAUUAGCUUUAGCUUAGAGUAGCUUAUUUUAAUAUAUAACUACUCUAGUUAGUUUCACUUUUAUUCUAUAUAUAUUUAAAGAUA